UGCGCAGGCUGCUCUCGAACUCCUGAGCUCAAGUGAUCUACACGCCUUGGCCUCCCAAAGUGCUGGGAUCACAGGCGUGAGCCACCAUAACCAGCCAGAAGAGAGGGUUUUGCACGAUCUAAAGGCAGGGGAGAUGUUGAAUAGUCGGAAGAGCAAAGUCCCUAGAGAGGGCUUGAAACACCAACCUUGGCAAUACCCGGAGGCUGGGGGAGCUCCCGCCGUGCCCAUGACUGCACAUGGGUUAUAACAUUGCAGACACCACCUCCUGUCCCAUCUUGCCACCGAGUGGUCAGAAAGUGAGGAGAGUGGGCUCAGAGGUUGGGAGUGUGGUCAGUGUCACUCACUCGGGGAGCCCCCGUGGGGUCACGCCUUGAGCCCAGGUCAGCCAAGCUCCCUACACAUGGUCUCCUCCCCAGUUCUGGUCCCAAAGGUGGGUGGGGACAGCACACUCCUGCCCCUGCCCCUGCCACAGCCAGGCCCCCUUCCCUGUGGCUUGCAGUCUCCCCUCUGCAGAGAACCAUGUCGGGGCCUCCCUCUCUCCAUCUGCAGCCAGGUGGGAGCCUCCCUGCUGGCACUGCUGUUUGGAGACUUAUACCUCUAGCUGCUCAACCUGCUUCAUCUGUGUAUCUGGGGCUGGUCCUACUGAGGACUGCUGUGCCCAGCAUCAGGCCUACAGGCUCCUGGCUGGCUUGCGGGGUUAGGUAGGGGAGGUCAGGGCAGUCCCAACCUCCCAGUGCCUCCCAGGCCAGUCCAUGCCUAGGACCUGGCCACACCUGCCAUGCCCUUGGAAGAUUCCUCUCUAAGUUCCACUCCCACUCCAGUAAGGGCCACCUGAGACUCACAUGCGAGAGCCUCCCCCAGGGCCCUGUCCCGCAUCUCUGUGCCUUCUCCCUACCAAGAGUUCCUCCAGCCAGCAGGACGAGCUGGGGGGCAACAGGGAUUGAUGUCUAAGGACUCGGCACUGGAGCUGACUUCCUGCCUGCCCUCAUGUGGGGGCAUAAUCAUGUCACUCAGGGACCCCACACCUACCCUUCCCAGGCUGCCAAGUCACUGGCUCUGAGCCCCCGGGGGGUCCUAAUGGUACCGGGAGAGAGGUGGCCACCGUCAGGGGCACUAGCAUACUGGAUAAAUGGUUGGGCUUGGAGCUCAGGGACAGGGUUUCAUGGGUUCAGCUGCGGCCCCACCCCCACCCCAGGAAAUGCCACCCCCGCAGGUCAAGACCUGGGCCUGGGCUCAUCACCUUCCCUGGAGGCCGUGGUGCUGGUAGUGGUGGUGGCGGCAGGUGUGUUCCCAUCUCCACCCAUCGGAGAAGAAGCAAGUUCCAGGAGCCUGGACUAUGACUCAGGCCUUCCUUUUGCCCUGCUCACUUUCUGUGUCAGAUGGGGAGACAGUCAUGAGGAGUACCCUACAGCUGGUACCAUGCAAGAGAGACAGUCAGGAGGAGACUGUGGGAGCUCAGAGGAGACACUUGUGCUGGCCUGGGUUGGGGAGAAAGGAGAGGUGUCAGGGAAGGCUUCCUGGAAGAAGUGGCUUCUGGAUUAAUUAUUGAAGGCCGCAGGUGGCUGCAAUGGGACGGAAGCCAUGAAUGGUGCUGCCCCCGGCCCCGCCGCAGCCGCCCCGGUCCCGGUCCCGGUCCCGGACUGGCGGCAGUUCUGCGAGCUGCACGCGCAGGCGGCCGCCGUGGACUUUGCGCACAAGUUCUGCCGCUUCCUGCGGGACAACCCAGCCUACGACACUCCCGACGCUGGCGCCUCCUUCUCCCGCCACUUCGCCGCCAACUUCCUGGACGUCUUCGGGGAGGAGGUGCGCCGCGUGCUGGUGGCCGGACCGACGACUCGGGGCGCGGCCGUGCGCGCUGAGGCCAUGGAGCCGGAGCCCGCGGACACCUCUGCACUCAAGGCAGCGCCUUACGGCCACUCGCGGAGCUCGGAGGACGUGUCCACGCAUGCUGCCACGAAGGCCCGCGUCCGCAAGGGCUUCUCGCUGCGCAACAUGAGCCUGUGCGUGGUGGACGGCGUGCGCGACAUGUGGCACCGGCGCUCCUCGCCCGAGCCCGACGCAGGAGCUUCCCCGCGCGUCGCCGAGCCCUCGGCUGAGGCCCGUGACAAGUGGACGCGGCGCCUGAGGCUGUCGCGGACCCUGGCGGCCAAGGUGGAGCUGGUGGACAUUCAGCGCGAGGGGGCCCUGCGCUUCAUGGUGGCCGACGACGCGGCCGCAGGCUCCGGGGGCUCGGCGCAGUGGCAGAAGUGCCGCCUGCUCCUGCGCAGGGCUGUGGCCGAGGAACGCUUCCGCCUGGAGUUCUUCGUGCCGCCCAAGGCCUCCAGGCCCAAGGUCAGCAUCCCACUGUCAGCCAUCAUUGAGGUCCGCACCACCAUGCCCCUGGAAAUGCCAGAGAAGGACAACACGUUCGUGCUGAAGGUGGAGAAUGGAGCUGAGUACAUCCUGGAGACCAUCGACUCUCUGCAGAAGCACUCGUGGGUAGCUGACAUCCAGGGCUGUGUGGACCCCGGUGACAGUGAGGAAGACACGGAGCUCUCCUGUACCCGAGGAGGCUGUCUGGCCAGCCGCGUGGCCUCCUGCAGCUGUGAGCUCCUGACUGAUGCAGUUGACCUACCCCGGCCCCCAGAGACGACAGCCAUGGGUGCAGUGGUGACAGCCCCCCACAGCCGAGGUCGAGAUGCCGUCAGAGAGUCCCUGAUCCACGUCCCACUAGAGACCUUUCUGCAGACCCUGGAAUCCCCGGGCGGCAGCGGCAGUGACAGCAAUAACACAGGGGAAGAGGGUGCAGAGACGGAUCCCGAGGCUGAGCUGGAACUGUCCGACUACCCCUGGUUCCACGGGACACUGUCCCGGGUCAAGGCUGCUCAACUGGUUCUGGCAGGAGGGCCACGGAACCAUGGCCUCUUCGUGAUCCGCCAAAGUGAGACUCGGCCUGGGGAGUACGUGCUGACUUUCAACUUCCAGGGCAAGGCCAAGCACCUGCGCCUGUCCCUGAACGGCCACGGCCAGUGUCACGUACAGCACCUGUGGUUCCAGUCUGUGCUUGACAUGCUCCGCCACUUCCACACACACCCCAUCCCACUGGAGUCAGGGGGCUCGGCCGAUAUCACCCUUCGCAGCUAUGUGCGGGCCCAGGGCCCCCCGCCAGAGCCGGGCCCCGCGCCCCCUGCCGCGCCAGCGCCCCCAGCCUGCUGGAGCGACCCGCCCGGCCAGCACUACUUCUCCAGCCUCGCCGCGGCUGCCUGCCCGCCCGCCUCGCCCUCCGACGCCGCCGGCGCCUCCUCGUCGUCCGCCUCCUCGUCCUCGGCCGCGUCGGGGCCAGCCCCCACGCGCCCAGUCGAGGGCCCACUCAGCGUGCGGAGCCGCAGCAACAGCGCCGAGCGCCUGCUGGAGGCGGUGGCCGCCGCCGCCGCUGCCGAGGAGCCCCCGGAGGCCGCGCCCGGCCGCGCGCGCGCCGUGGAGAACCAGUACUCCUUCUACUAGCCCGCGGCGCCGCCCGGGUGGGACACGCCAAGCUCUUCAGUGAAGACACGAUGUUAUUAAAAGCCUGUUUUAGGGACUGCACCCGGCUCUCCUGU
Molecule: messenger RNA, 3578 nt
Organism: Piliocolobus tephrosceles (Ugandan red Colobus)
Lineage: Eukaryota; Metazoa; Chordata; Mammalia; Primates; Cercopithecidae
Gene: SH2B2
Product: SH2B adaptor protein 2
Exons: 9
Coding region: 1582-3483 (633 amino acids)
Biological process (GO): intracellular signal transduction; antigen receptor-mediated signaling pathway
Cellular component (GO): plasma membrane
Molecular function (GO): transmembrane receptor protein tyrosine kinase adaptor activity
Source: RefSeq, a predicted model, not a curated record